Aspergillus puulaauensis is the source of this 1185-nucleotide messenger RNA. Its product is annotated as YchF/Obg family ATPase. Gene Ontology annotation, molecular function: GTP binding; ATP hydrolysis activity; ATP binding. Lineage: Eukaryota; Fungi; Ascomycota; Eurotiomycetes; Eurotiales; Aspergillaceae. The transcript is spliced from 3 exons. Gene Ontology annotation, cellular component: cytoplasm. The record is from RefSeq and is a predicted model, not a curated record. Bases 1 to 1185 code for a protein of 394 amino acids.
AUGCCCCCUAAGAAGGCCGCCGUCCAAGAAAAGGUCCUCCUGGGCCGUCCCGGAAACAACCUGAAAAGUGGUAUCGUCGGUCUUGCCAACGUUGGCAAGUCCACACUCUUCCAGGCUAUCACCAAGUCGGGCCUUGGUAACCCCGCCAACUUCCCAUAUGCCACCAUUGACCCUGAAGAGGCCAAGGUCAUCGUUCCUGACGAGCGAUUCGAUUGGCUAUGCGAACACUACAAGCCCAAGUCGCGCGUUCCCGCCAACUUGACCAUCUACGAUAUUGCCGGUCUGACCCGCGGUGCGUCGACUGGUGCUGGUCUUGGUAACGCUUUCUUGUCUCACAUCCGAGCUGUCGAUGCCAUUUUCCAGGUAGUACGAUGCUUCGAUGAUGCUGAAAUCAUUCACGUUGAGGGUGAUGUCGACCCUGUCCGUGAUCUGACCAUCAUCAGCGAAGAGCUGCGGAUCAAGGAUAUUGAGUUUGUUGAGAAAGCUCUAGAUGCCCUUGGCAAGCAGACAAGACGUGGUGGACAGACUCUGGAGAUGAAGAAGCUGCGCGAAGAAGAAGCCACUGUUGCCAAGAUUCUUGAGUUCCUUAAGGAGGGCAAGAACGUUCGACACGGCGACUGGAGUCCUAAAGAGGUCGAGGUCAUCAACCCUCUCUUCCUUCUCUCAGCCAAGCCUGUUGUGUACUUGGUCAACCUGAGCGAGAAGGACUACAUCCGCCAGAAGAACAAGUACAUCCCCAAAUUAAUGGAGUGGAUUAAGACCAACUCCCCUGGAGACUCUAUUCUGCCCAUCUCCGCUGCUUUUGAGGAGCGUCUGACUCAGUUCGAAACCGAGGCUGAGGCUGACGAGGAGUGCAAGAAGCUUGGCGCCCGGUCUGGUCUGCCCAAGGCCGUCGUACAAAUGCGCCAGGUCCUCAACUUGGCCAGUUUCUUCACUACUGGAGCUGACGAAGUCCGUCAGUGGACAAUCCGUAAGAACACCAAAGCCCCUGCUGCUGCCGGUGUUAUCCACGGAGAUUUCGAAAAGACUUUCAUCCAAGCCAUUGUCUACAACUACAAUGUUCUUAAGGAACUUGGCGAUGAAGGCCAAGUCAAGGCUGCAGGUAAGGUCAUGACCAAGGGCAAGGAGUAUCUCGUUGAAGAUGGAGAUAUCCUUCUCAUCAAGGCCGGUGCUGCCCGGGGUUAG